GAGAGGAAGGCAGGCUGAGCAGCGCGCGCGCGGGCGACAAGAAGGACGGCGCGGUGACCGCUCUGAGCGACGAGCACGAUGAGUCCGUCGCUGGGGGGCCCUGAGGCGCGGGGGGGACACCGUGGCGGCAGCGCUCGGUGUUCUCUAUGACCCCCCCCCCGCGCCGCUUCUUCGGCUGGGGUCGUCGUCGACGCCGCUCCUGAGGAACCGACGAGGAGCCCCCCACCCUCCCGUUUCUCGUGUGAGGGAAGGGCCCUGGCUCCCCCCGCACCACAGUUUUGACUGUUUCUUCUGUGGCGUCUGUGUGGAAAGUGCCACACACACUCCUGAACAACAACGGCUUUUGCUUGUAUCUUCCAGUGUUUCUUUUGUCAGCGAGUUCAGCAAAGUUGUAAUUCAAGUGCCAGCCCUGAUCAGAGUGAGGAACCAGCAACAGAGAUGGUAAAAAUGACAAAAUCCAAAACGUUCCAGGCUUACCUGCCAAACUGUCAUCGAACUUACAGCUGUAUCCACUGCAGAGCCCAUCUAGCCAAUCAUGAUGAACUGAUUUCCAAGUCUUUUCAGGGAAGCCAGGGACGAGCCUACCUCUUUAAUUCAGUGGUCAAUGUGGGCUGUGGUCCUGCAGAAGAGAGAGUUCUCCUGACAGGCUUACAUGCAGUAGCAGAUAUUUAUUGUGAAAACUGCAAAACCACCCUUGGAUGGAAAUACGAACACGCGUUUGAGAGCAGUCAGAAGUACAAAGAAGGAAAAUUCAUCAUUGAACUUGCCCACAUGAUCAAAGACAAUGGCUGGGAGUGAGAUUGGAAUAUUCUCAUUCUUUAUGGACAAUGACUCUGUGGAACAUGCUUUAUAAAGACUAAUGCAAAAACAAAACAAAACGGAUUUUGGUUGAGGUGGCUGAGAAAAUCACUGAAUUUUUGAAACCUCCAAAAUAAGUAGUCUAAUUUGUGGCGUUUUUUCCCUUUCCAGGCCAUGUUUUGCCUUUUCCUCUUUGUGUAAGUUCCUUUCUUUUGUAUAUGUAUUUGUGUGUGAACAGUUUUGGAUGACAUUUUUUCUAAGCUCCUAAAUUCUAGAGGAAUAGUUUGUUCCUUAAUAGCACAUUAGUUUUACUGGUUGGCAUCUAUCUUUUGACCUCUGCCUUUGAACACUCUUUUCUGGUGUGCAUGUUUUUGCCCCUUACUUUCCCCAGAGUCUUUUCAGAGGCAUGAGUGGACGGGAGUGGUCUGUCCCCUUCAUCCGUAGCAACUUCUGAGGUCUUUUUGCAGUGAAAAGGAUGCAGUGCUGUAGUGGCCAUUACUGCUUUUGAUAAUUUUGUGUGAGCUGCGAUCUGCAGACGCGUCUUGGACGGGCUGGUAAAGGUUCAGUCAGUGAUACUGACUGAUAUUAGGGAAAAUUCACUUUUCUUUUGUUAGUUUGUUUUUAAACAGGCAGGGGGAGGUUGGACAAUAACGUACAAAGAUAACUAAUACUGUAGAAGAUAUGAAAAUCUAAAUCAAUACAUUCCUGAGAAAGUAAAGCUUUGGUCUAUUUAGGAAGAGUUUCUUACAAAGUCUUCGAGAUCAAAGGGCACAAAUAUAUGCAGCUCUUGUUUUUAAGAUGUCAGUGUAAAAUGUUUUUGGUCCUGGACCUUGAACAGGGACUUGUACAUCACUUGAGGUUGUAUGGCUGGUUCCAUGUAGCUGCCUAGUGUUCAUGCACUGGACAAAGAGGUUGAUAUCUGUGAAGCGGUCUGCUGCUGCAGUGCUUAAGCACAAACUUAUUUUUGGUAUGGAGAAAUGGCCAGUGGCCAUAGCUCUUACAGCUGUACCUGUGAGAGGCUGGAAGUUGGCAAGCAGGUAAGAAAGGGGCAAAUUGAUUUAAUCUCUUCAUAAAAUAGCAAAAAUAGUUUUUUAAAGGGGGAGGGGGGUGCUUGAUUUGCUGGCUGAAUCAUCCCCAAGCACGUUUUUGUAAUAAACAUUUGUGUGAAACAAACACCACCUUGUACUUUUCCCCUAGCUCCUGCUUUUCUGAAAUGGGUUGACCCAAUCAGACACUUCUGGGACGUGACUGUGUGCGCAGAGGUUCACUAAAGAGAACUUGCAGGCAUACGGGAGAUUUGACUAAUUUUUUAAUGUCAUGUUUUUUGCAUUCAUUUUUGCUCUGAAAUAUACAAAAAGAAAAAUGUGUAUGGGAGGACGUUUUUACACUAACACUACAUAACUGCCGCUAAUAGCAUGAAUCACAUGAAAGCCUUGCCUUAGAAACUGCUCCUUCCUGAUUUGUGGCUUUUCAGUGUUUUCUCCUUGCUAGCUGCUGCUAACAUCCUGUGAAUAGGGCUUUCAUAUCUCUGUUGCACUUUACCUAUACCUUUCAUGUAAAAGUACGAGUCGUCUUUCUCUAAAGAUAAGCCUGUUGUUUUUUCCUUGUGGCUGAGGAAUCCUUUCCCAAUCUAAAAUAUCUGGGAAGUAAUAUGGUUACACUGUGACGCAAAAAGGACAUUGAAUAUACCUAUUUAUAUAGAUAUAGAUAUAUAUAGUGACCUCUUAGGCAUUCAAAUCCAAAGAGCUGUAUCAGUGACAGCUAGAUUCAAAUUUUUGUUUUGCCGAACGACUUUUUUAUUCUGGUGCUUUAUUUAAUGAGAAUGAGUUUGGAUCCGUGAAUCUUCAGUCCAGUACUUGAUCCCAAGUGCACUGUAAGCGAGAUUAACCUUGAUUUGCUUCUAGACAGAUGGGUUUUUUUUUUGUGAAUGUAGUGCCACUACUCUAAGUGAACAGGGAGUUCUUUGAAAGGGACGUGCUUCCUAGCAAGGAGGCUUGACUCUGUGGUAGCUGGUUUAGUCUCACCAUUCCUUGUGCCAUCGUUGAGCUUUCUGGUCUGUUUGGGCUGUUGCCAAUCAGCCUGGGAAUUGCUACAGGCACUGUGUGUCUUGCAGGUUUGUGACCCGUGCAGGCAUCUCUUCUAAUAGCUCCUGGGCAAAUGUCAGUAAUUCAAAUUGUAUAUCACUUUUCAGUUUUGUUUUGUUUUUUAAUUCGGAGGUCUGUUUUUCUUCUCUUUAUUGCUUAUGGCCAGAACAGUAAAGAACCCCAACUCUCUGGUACAGCAUCUACUUGCCAGCAACAAAAGUACCGACAUUGUAAGUGGCAAACAAUUUUGUGUUAGCUUCCCAUGCUGGCUGUCACAAGCACCACCUUUGGACCCGUUUCGACAUAUGUGUCUCCUUCAGUAGCAUGGCUGUGCUCAGAAGAAUUUCUCUCGCCUAUAAGAAUCAGAGUGCAAAUUUAAAGGGGAGGAUGAGACAAAACAAUGAAGGGGGCAAAUCUUUUGAGAGUUAGUCAACCUCUUUUUAUCAGUGCAUUAUUUGUAUUCCAGGCGUUAGUCACGUAGAGGUAUACACCACUUUGUGCACAAAUGCAUGUAACUGAAAGCCAACUGCUUUUUUUUAAGGUGGUAAAAACACUUUGGGGGAGGGUAUUUGACAGUGAAGGGGAGAGUUGCUUGAUCUCUUUGCUGCUUCCAAAUCACUAUCCUCCCCACAACUCCCCCCCCUCCAUUGCAAGGUCAAAGUGCAUUUGGAACUGGGGGGGAGGGGCUGCUAGAAGUAUGUCUGACUUAAAGUGCUAUUGUUUCUCCAUCCGCCAUCUCCCCCUGCACGAAGCAGUUUUUCAACCUAAGAAAAGAGCCGUUGCCCUUCAGCUGUAUUCAUUUGCAGGGCGCAUAUAGUUUAGGUAUCUUCACCAAACCUAAAGUUGAUCUGGAUGCCGAAAGUUGAGGCUCAAAAAGGUUGCCGCCUGGAAUAUCAAAUUAUAGAUAAAAAACAACUGGUGCAAAAAAACCCAGUUAAGAAUACCUAAUAGAGCAAUAUUUUACUAUUCUGAAAAAGGGAUGAGGAAUUUGCAGAGAAUUUAAAACUAAUACUACAGGUAUCGAGUAGCAUUGGGGUGGGGGGAUCAUUUAACUAUUUUGUACUUUGCUUUGGAGGGAGACUUUAAAAUUGGCUGCUUCGAUUUGGCAGUUUCUGUGAAAGUAGACUCCAGAUACUGAUGGGUGUUGGUUUGAGUAUAUAUAAAGAUCAGUCUGGUUACUGAACUUUCCAGCAUUACAUAAAACAUAAUACUUGAAAAGCAUUUUACAACACAUUUUCCCUAUAACCAUUUUUUGUAAUGUAUUCUCUAUUUAAGCUUUUGUGUGUUCUUUCUGGGCAAGUGUACACUUCCCUUCUGACUUGAGCACUUUUGUUACCUGUUAUAUUUUAUUACUGUUGGUCUUAACAUUUAUAUGUUUUUUUUAUAAAUCGUAACAAUUGGGGGGUAUGAAAAUUGUGUGUGUUACCUACUAGGAUUUCAUGUUUUGUUCUGGAUUAUAUGAACGGACUACAAGCUGGUUCUUGGAAAGAAUGUUCAUUUGCACAUAUGAGAAUGUGCUAGCAAAAAUGUACACGUAUUGAAGUAUUUUUACCCCUUUGAACUCAAUAUCCAACUUUAUCACCAAACAGCAUGACGUGGCUGAGGACCAGUUUGGGUGCCUUAAAAAUCUCCAGCUCCACGGAUGAAGCUGUGUAGAGGAAGGGAUGGCGUAGCUUGUGCAGCAACCUGCCCUGAAUACAAAUACAGAAACCAUGGCCGUCAGUGUUCAUUGUGCCAGAUCAGACAUUUCUUCCUCCAUGGCAGCUCAUCUGUGGGGUGUGCUCUUCAUGGAGGAUUUUGGUGCAUCUAAAUUGACCUUGUGGACAACCUGUCUCUAGUUCCUGUUUUCUAGUUCCUGUGGCUUGAAUGUUACUGUCCUCAAUGUGGCAGUUAUUCCUCUCUCAAUAGCCGUAGCUGCUUUUUAACUGUUGGAAGAAAAUGCCACACUUCCCACCUCCUAAAUUGCAACUCUUACUCCAUAAUCCAAAUGAGGGCUUUUCUGCCUGGGUUUUUUUUUUCGGUACAUGUAGAUUUGACUUGAUGUACUAACUGCCACAAAUAUCUUGUUUAAGUCUACAGCAUCUCUCUAGCCUCAGCCUGUGCUAAAAAAGGGUGGCUAAAGAUGGAGGCCUUUUCUUUUGGCUGAUGCUUUAAUGUAUAGGCAACAUGGUGUGAUCUGUACUGGAGUUGUCCUGUUGCACAUCCUAAAACAUGGCAAGUUAAAAUUUCUCCAUCUCUCUUUAAUUUGCUUCGCUUACUUGAAAUCUUAUCUCCUAGAACCAUGUGACAGUUGUCAAAAGUUUACAAAGUAAAGAUCAAAUCAAAGCAGCAGUAGUUACCUUCUGAGGGAAAAGGACAGCCUGUGCAUCAGCUCUAGUAGGUGUGUCCCAUUUUGAUUCUGAAUGAGUUUGAAAUGUGAGAGACUUAGAAAAUACUGACAUGUAAGCAUUUGGUAUGAUAACUGCUGUUUGUACUGUCGUACCCAGGUAUCCACACGCUUUCAAAAUACUGAGGUUGUACAAGGGGUGAAAAUGGAAGCAGGCAUUCAAAAUAAUGAUCUAAGGGCACCAUGUACCGUAGUAUUUGUGUAAACCCAACUAGUCAUAUCCCUUAUUUGUUGUAAAGAACAGGAAUUUCAGAAACAUCUUAGGGUCAAACACCAUGAGUCAUAGGUGGCCGUUGAUGUGCCUCGUUGCUGGAACACCUUUUGGAAAUGCUUUCUUUUGCAGCUGAUGUGGCUUCUUUCUGGUUUUUUGUCUUAGCAAUACUGUACACAAUUUGUUGUUUCAUUUUGUUGUAUCCGAGGUAUCACAAUAAAAGCUUUCAGUUUUAUUGAA
Molecule: messenger RNA, 5719 nt
Organism: Eublepharis macularius
Lineage: Eukaryota; Metazoa; Chordata; Lepidosauria; Squamata; Eublepharidae
Gene: YPEL1
Product: yippee like 1
Exons: 5
Coding region: 439-798 (119 amino acids)
Source: RefSeq, a predicted model, not a curated record